Messenger RNA from Peromyscus californicus insignis, 6028 nucleotides. It is a transcript of the gene Kmo, whose product is annotated as kynurenine 3-monooxygenase. The record is from RefSeq and is a predicted model, not a curated record. The transcript has 15 exons. NCBI's taxonomy places the organism in Eukaryota, Metazoa, Chordata, Mammalia, Rodentia, Cricetidae. Gene Ontology annotation, biological process: NAD+ metabolic process; L-tryptophan catabolic process; quinolinate biosynthetic process. The coding region runs from base 2442 to 3881 and encodes 479 amino acids. Gene Ontology annotation, molecular function: NAD(P)H oxidase H2O2-forming activity; kynurenine 3-monooxygenase activity; FAD binding. Gene Ontology annotation, cellular component: mitochondrial outer membrane.
AGAUAGAAACAUAAAAUUCUCCUAAGAAGUAGAGCAAAUACUGAAAGAUAAGAAAAACAGUAUGGAUGUGUUCAUAAGAAUAGCAGUCUGGUACAGUAAACAUAAAAUGAUAUACAGGAAUAAAGUUGGAGAAAACCUUUACACCAAUAAAUUCAAAAAGGGGCCACUGGGGCUGGAGAGAUGGCUCAGCGGUUAAGGGCACAUGCUGCUCUUGCAGAGGACCAGGUUUGGUUCCCAGCAUCUGUGCAGAGUGCUCACAACUGUCUGUGGCUCAGGUUCCAAGGAACCCUGUGCCAUCUUCAGAACUCUGAAGAUGCAUAUACUGCCAUAUGCGUGCCUCUCUCACAGACACACAGAAGUUUAAAAUACAGAUACAUCUUUUUGUUUUGCUUUUUAAGAGAAGAGAAUUCCAUUGAUCCAGAAAGUAUGAACAAGUCAGAGCAAAGAGCAAAGUAUGUUAUCAAGAAAUGUUGGAACUCCAGGGGCAAAGACAAGAGCCCAGAAUCUUCCAGGGAAGAACAUAGUACCAAACUCCGUACCAAGAAUCCAAAAUACCUCAAGGUUUCUGAACAUGGCAACACCGAGAAAGUAAUAAUACAACAAUGAAAAGUAACAAACCAGAGCUAUGUGACACAACGCAGAUGGAUCUUAAGAAGCGUGACACUGAAUAGAAGAAGUAAGCUAUGAAACAAAACAGGGCCGAGGAUAUAGUCAGGGGUAACUAGAGAGCUUAGCAUGCACGGGGCCCUAGGUUCAGUUCCCAGUGAUGAAACUUGCACACACAUGCACACACACACACACACACACACACACACACACACACACACAAUUAUGUGUUCGUUUAUAGUAAACUUUAAAAAGAAAGAGAUACAAAGUCAGACUAUUUCUAAGAUGCACAUAUGAUGGCACAGAUUGUCCAACCCCAAACAGGAAGAUAACGCUGGCACAGUGGCCCCUCUGAAAGGGAGUGAGGGGCCUGGGGCAGCAGACUUCUGGCAAGCUGGCAAUAUUUUCCUUCUGGAAUUCCACGAUAGGCACAUGCUGCGCAGGAAGUUACCACGCUUACAUUUGUGCUUGAGUGCUUUCCUUGUUUGGAUAAUAGUCCUUAAUUUUUAAAAAGCUUCUAUAAAGAUACGUUUCUCUCUAUAUUGAUACUAAAGAACUCUUGAGUUAUACGUUGUUAAUUGAAAGGAAAUAAAUGGGGUGGAAAGAGGUGUGAAAUUUGCUAACAUUUAUAUUGAAAAGGAAAGGAAGAAAGAGAAAAGGGGAAGUGAGGUCAGGUGAGAAAGUAGGGAAGGAAGAAGAGGGGGAAGGGAAGGAGAAAGGAAAAGACGUAGGAGCUUGGAGAGGAACAGGGUAAUCCACACAGCAAAACCACUGCUAGAUUCUUGUCUCUGGACAAAAGAACGAGGCUCCCAAGGAGACAGAAUUCACAGAAUUGCCCUUCCCUGUGUGUCCUUGCUGGUCUUUAACUUCAGGCCCAUGGUAGAUUACCUACUACUAUAAAUACUCAGGAGUUUUCUGGCACCUAUAAUGUACUCACCCAGAGGGGGCGCUAUCGAGUGGUGUUUCCUUCCAGUCCCUACUCAAGGCAAUGACCCUCUGAAUUCUUUGCGUUCUCACCAAAAAUUGGGAAAGAAAUAAAUCUUCAUUUAUGCUUUCAUUUCACUUUAUACCACAAUGCCUCCUAGAAAGAAGUACAACUCACUAAUAGCGCCCCCCCCCCCCCCAUCAAGAAGAAGUAAACAAGUCAAAAAGUCAAAAGAGUGACCAGGUGCCCCAGACACGAGUCUAGAGAUGCUGCUGUGUGUGUUCACCACCUUGCCCAUGGCAAAGCACAAGCUAGAUUCUAAAGUCCUGUGCUAAAAUAACAACAACAACAAAGAGAAAAUGUGGCCAGUCGGUUACACAUCUACAAAUCCUGCUCAGGAAACUAUUAAAACAGCAGAAAGUGUUUUCCAGCAGAGACGGUUAAAGGCAACCAGCCCACAAAGACCUUUGGGCCAGAUUCUUGGUUUGUCUCAGUAGCAGGGAUAAGUUGUGGAUCCAGAUCAUCUCACUCUCUCUGAGAAGUGGAAGAUGCUGCAGAACCUCAGACAACACACGUUUCAUCUUACUGUAUUUUGAAUGAAAACGAAACUAACACAUGUAGAAAAGAAGAAGAAGAAAAGCCCCAAGACUGCUAUUUUUUUUUUUUAAGUGUCUUGUACAUGACUAGGUUUUUCAAAUUUUGGUCAUGGCAGUGAAUUGUCUCUGAGAAGAGCAGAGCUGAUUGGACUUUGGGCUUCUAACGAGUUAAACCCCGUCAAAGGAAGUGAGCUUUGACCAAGACUUGCUGCUGGCUCACAAAGGCCCCGGACUCCUGGCAAUAAAAAGAUCGCAAAACAGCAGCAUGUAGAACACAGAGUUCUAACCUGGACAGAAGAGGUGUUCGAGCAGCUAUGGCCUCAUCUGACGCUCAAGGGCAAAGAGUGGCUGUUAUCGGAGGUGGUUUGGUUGGAGCAUUGAAUGCAUGCUUUCUUGCAAAGAGGAAUUUUCAAGUUGAUGUGUAUGAAGCUAGAGAAGAUAUUCGAGUGGCUGAGUUUACUCGUGGAAGAAGCAUUAACUUGGCCCUUUCUUAUAGAGGACGGCAGGCCUUGAAGGCCAUUGGUCUGGAAGAUCAGGUUGUCUCCAAAGGUGUGCCCAUGAGAGCGAGAAUGAUCCACUCUCUCUCAGGAAAGAAGUCUGCAAUUCCCUAUGGGAAUAAGUCUCAGUAUAUCCUUUCCAUUAGCAGAGAAAAGUUAAACAAGGAUCUACUGACUGCGGUGGAGUCCUACCCCAAUGCAAAGGUGCACUUUGGCCACAAGCUGUCGAAAUGCCGUCCUGAGGAAGGGGUGAUCACCGUGCUUGGACCUGACAAAGUCCCCAGAGAUGUCACUUGUGACCUCAUUGUCGGCUGUGAUGGAGCCUAUUCAACCGUCAGAGCUCACCUCAUGAAGAAGCCCCGCUUUGACUACAGUCAGCAGUACAUCCCUCAUGGGUACAUGGAGUUGACAAUUCCACCCAAGAAUGGGGAGUAUGCCAUGGAACCUAAUUUUCUUCAUAUCUGGCCGAGAAAUGCCUUUAUGAUGAUUGCCCUUCCCAAUAUGGACAAAUCUUUCACAUGCACCUUGUUCAUGCCCUUCGAAGAGUUUGAAAAACUCCUGACAAGUGAUGAUGUGCUGGACUUCUUCCAGAGGAACUUUCCAGAUGCUAUCCCUCUGAUGGGAGAGCAAGGCCUCAUGAGAGACUUCUUCCUGCUGCCUGCCCAGCCCAUGAUAUCAGUGAAGUGUUCCCCCUUCCACCUGAAGUCACACUGUGUGCUGAUGGGAGAUGCAGCUCAUGCCAUUGUCCCAUUUUUUGGGCAAGGAAUGAAUGCGGGCUUUGAAGACUGCUUGGUAUUUGAUGAGUUAAUGGACAAAUUCAAUAACGAUCUUAGUGUGUGCCUUCCUGAAUUCUCAAGAUUUAGGAUUCCAGAUGACCAUGCAAUUUCAGACCUGUCUAUGUACAAUUACUUAGAGAUGCGAGCACAUGUCAACUCUAGGUGGUUCCUGUUUCAAAGGAUCCUAGAUAAAUUUCUUCAUGCUAUUAUGCCAUCUACCUUUAUCCCUCUCUAUACCAUGGUCGCCUUCACCAGAAUAAGAUACCAUGAGGCGGUGCUGCGCUGGCAUUGGCAAAAAAAGGUGAUAAACAAAGGACUCUUCGGCCUUGGAUCCCUGGUAGCCAUUGGAAGUGCCUACCUACUUGUGCAGCACAUGCCCCCGAGACUUCUGGGAUUCUUGAAAAGGCUGCCAUGGACUGGAACCACGGGAUACUGGAAUAGGAGCACAAGUGUCUUCUGUCAAGUUCCAUGGAGUCACUAGGAAAAAUUCCCCAUUUCACCAACCAAAGCAUCAAAGUUCUGGGUAAAAAAUGCUUGACUACUCUCCAAAAUCAGGGACCAAAUGCAUGUUUCCAUUGGCACAUUUAAUUCACUACUGGAAAAUAAUUGUCAGCAUAUAACCAAGUUCCAUGUAGAACUUCUGUGUGUUUGUCAGCUGAAUGAGGGGAGAUGCUGUGCUGUUUUUGUAGUGUUUCCAUCCCUUUGCAUGCUUGGGCUGGGUCAAUUUAAAUUAAAAUUGCAAUAACCAAGGUCUCUGUCACUUCUCAAAAACAAGUUUUUGUAUAUGGGACAUUAUAGGAGCAACAACAUUCUGGACUGAAAACCACAGCCUGCCUGGCGUGCUACUUCCUCUUUGUAGCAGUCGAUGGGGUUUGCCUAACCACAGGUUCAGAGCACUUGCUAGAAUCAGGGGUGUGAAAUGAAAGGCAGGCUGUUCCAAAGAGUCCCAGGAUGAAUUUACUUCCCAGGCUCCAGAUACCAGAAUUAUUACCUUUUGAAGAAAGGGCUAUUAAUGGCAUGUCAAGUGAAGAAUAAGAAAGGGUUGUUAUUAGUAAAUGAAAUAUAUCCAAGAGUGAAAAGGAGACGGGAAGGCUGUCUUGCAGAAGCAUGGAGACAUAGUUCAUUCCAUUUCAGACACACAGAAGUGAUGCCUUGAACAUCACACUGUGACAGUUGGUGUCAUCUUCAAAGUGCAGUGUGGAGACUCUUUGGUUCUUUCUUCGGUAGGCUGACUGGUACACUUGGAAGCUCUUUUCAAACAUUGUUAAUUUUCAAAACUACAAUACUAGGUUUUGUUUGUUUGUUUUUGAGACAGGGUUUCUCUGUGUAGUUUUGGUGCCUGUCCUGGAUCUCGAUCUGUAGACCAGGCUGGCCUCGAACUCACAGAGAUCCACCUGGCUCUGCCUCCCAAAUGCUGGGAUUAAAGGUGUGCACCACCACUGCCCGGCCUACAAUACUAGUUUUAUAGGUAAUAAAGACUGAGGUAAUAAAGAUAAAACAAUUUGCAUUUUCAUAUCGUCAAAGACAUCCUUGAGUCCUAAUAAUCUAGGCUUGGUGCAUAGGGAAAGAAAAAUAUUGUUUUCAGAAAGGGGAUGUAGCUCUGUAGUAGAGUGCUUACCUAGCGUGCCCAGGGCUCUGGGUUGGAUUCCCUGGCACUGCAAAAAUAAACAAACAGUAUAAUUGUUCCUUUUAUUUCUUAAGUUUGUUGGCUGCAGUUACUAUAACAGAUUGUCAAAAGGGAACAAACUGAAGUUUAGAAGCAUGUGUAUUUCAUAUGUACAUGGGAGACGCUCAGAAAAUGAGCUGGCUUAGGGGCUGGAGAGAUGGCUCAGCUGUUAGUGCAUAUUCCACUCUUGCAGAAGCUUCUAGUUCUGUUCUCAGCACCCAUGUCAGGCAGCUCGCAACUGCCCCUAAUUUCAUGCCUCUGGCUUCCUUGGGCUCUUGUACCCAUGUGCAUAUAACCACGCAUAGACUGUCCCCCCCAUAAUUAAAAAAUCAUUAGAGUCCAUAAUUUCCAGAUGUAGCAAGGGGAUGCAUGGAAGGGAUUAGAGGGAAGAAAGAGAAGGGAGGAAAUGAUGUAAUUUUAUUUUAAGUUAAAAACAUAUAUAAAAGGGAGGAAUCUGUGUGAUACACAAUGUUGUGAGGAAACAGCUUAAAUAAAAAUCUAGUACAUUUUAAAAAACAUUUAAAAAGAAAGUAAGCUUCUGUAGAAAGCCCUGAUUUACAUCAUCUUCAACAAGAAGUAAAGGUAUAGGGACAUGAUAGGACAAAGGAGAGGGAUUGGAACCCCUGGAGCAGCAAGCCUUAGUUACCUUGGCAAGUCAGGGGAGGCUUCUCUUCUAUUGUCUCUUCUCAGUGACUUUCUACUCAAGGUAACCCCACAAAAUGGAGCAUAUUUGGGGGCAGGAUGUGCUGUUCUCCUCCAGGUGUGAACAAUGACACGUGGGAAGAUGCUCUCCUCACUAAUGUGGCCCAUCUGAUAUCCGGGAUCCUACUGAUAAGCAAUGAAAAUUUAAAAACGCACUGUAUGGAGUUGGUGAGAUGGCUGAGUGAGAAAAGGUGCUUGCUGCCAAGCCUGGCGACCUGAGUUCGAUCCCUGGGACCCACAUGGUGGAAGGAGAGAACUGU